Pundamilia nyererei is the source of this 2227-nucleotide messenger RNA. Its product is annotated as zinc finger protein 638-like. NCBI's taxonomy places the organism in Eukaryota, Metazoa, Chordata, Actinopteri, Cichliformes, Cichlidae. The transcript has 6 exons. The record is from RefSeq and is a predicted model, not a curated record. The coding region runs from base 466 to 2193 and encodes 575 amino acids.
GCGUUUCCCGUUGCAGCCGAUGGCGGAACACGGGCAAACACCAACUGGCUGAAGAGGAUUCACGGUUUUCGACAAAAAGAAAGACUAACGUCAACUCACAGUGAAAGCCUCGCUGUCCGUACAGACAGUAAUUCACAUCUUACUCCUGUCCUUAAUUUGGAGCCCAGUGCAACAUUCACCAUCGCCGACACUACCAGAGGGACCCAUUUCAUAUUUGGGCCUACGGCUGGUCUUGCUGGAGUGAUAGCUCUCCGAUUGGCGCAGGUUGAGACCGAGGCACAGAUUGCUCUUCGGCAGCUUGCUGCUUUAGCCACCAUCACUUUCGGCAGCCAGUGUCACAGCAACUGGUUUACAGCAGCGCUACCUCCUCACCUGGCCCUCCUGACUCUUUUCAAUCGACCUCAGGCUGUGGGGUACACAAGCUAUAAAACCUACAGAACCACACGGCCUUGUCUGUCUGCUGCCAUGUAUCACCAACACCCACAGGGCUCACAGCCAUUUUCUAAUGGGGGCAGACCACCACCUCGUCAGCCACCUCCGAAUCAACAUCAGACUCGCUCUAAUAUGCAGGUGAUGGGUUUCCAGUUUCCUCGUCCGACCCAACUACCUGAUGAGCUUGAGUCUGCACUGGCAAUCCGGGGUACCAGGGACAUGGACCACCGCCAGAUUGAUCACAUGACCCAACCAGAUCCACACCAGAACCAAGGUUCUGGGACCAGUCAGCAUGGAAACUUUGGCUCUAACCCAGUAUCCCUCCCCACUGACAGUCAGUCUGAACACCACCAGAGAGUAGAUUGGUCAAGCUACCAACCUCCAGCUAAACUGUUUGCUGCUCCUCCACCUUCUUCAAGUCAUCAGUCACAACAAGGGGCCCAACAGCCUCAGAACACCCAAGCAGGACCAAGACUCUCAAUUUGGACUCCGUCUGUAUGUGAAUCUCUUUCGAACCAAGUUCGGCAUGUCCAUGGUGCCAGUGGGGAGGGUCCGAGUUUAUACACACCAGAGAGCGCAGGAAGUAUCUUGGCUAGCUUUGGACUUUCAAAUGAGGACUUGGAAGUCCUGAGUCACUACCCUGAUGAUCAGUUAACCCCAGACACCUUGCCGUUCAUACUCCGUGAUAUCCAAAUCAACAAGUCAGGGAAACAGAAGACUUCGGCUUCCACUAGCUCGUCCUCAUUUUCACACAGCGCCCAUGACAUGCCAUUGCCUCCUUCCCACUCGUCUGCAUUGGCAUGUUCUCAUUCUCCAGAAGUGCCCAGCCUCCUUACUGUUACACAGACAGCUGGUAAAGUCAUUGACUAUGGGCAUGCCAGUCGCACCAAGGACGAAAGCACUAACAUGGGGAACUUCAAAAGAGAACUACUGUCUAGUGAACGGACAGUUAAAAUGUUCCCAGCCUUGUCCUCUUCAUCAGCUACAAAAGUAGAUAAAAGUGAAAGACGGCAGGUUCAUUUGGAACACACUGAACCAAGCAAGCAUGGAGACAGUGACUAUCGCAGGACGAGCAGCCUCCAGCGCGAGAGCAGUCAUUCACCAGGGAAAGAACUUUCUCUAUCUCCUAGAUCCCGUGAUCUAGACAGAGACUACAGGCGUGAUGGAACCAAACAAAGACUGCCAUCCGAAACAAGGAGUGACGUUUCUUCGAAAAGGUCCCUGUCCUCUUCGUGUGGGUCAAAACCACACAGCAGCGGCAAGAAGUUACCUACACCCACCAUGAUAAGUGAUUUCUCAGCUGUGUCUCCAAAGGUGUAUCCCCAUACCUGCUCCCUAUGCCACAUAGUGUGUGACCAGGAAAAGGACUGGGUUAAACAUGUUAACACUGUCAACCACACAGCUGCCUGCAGAGAUCUGCGCAACAAGUACCCUGGCUGGAAACCAAAUCUGCCAAGUCGGAGUGGACGAUAUGGCAGCCGUGCUCUGUGGGAUCCCAAGGAUGGCUCUCCAUCCCGUUCCAUGUCUCACUCCCUGUCUCGUUCUCCAAGUCCUCCUUCAAAAAAACGUCGGGUGGACAGCCACCCAUUCAGGCCACAGAGGAGGCGUAAUUCCCCUCAGCGUUACCCACAGCAGAUGCAUGACACAGAACACAGGGAUCGGUUGAAGUACCGCCACACUGGCUCACGCAGUCCUUCUAAUAUGAACCGAACAUUCAGACAGUACUGGAGCGCCAGGAGGGACAGGGUUUCAACAGGUUAGUACCCCUGUGUGGUGGGUUUUUGUUUGUUUUGGU